AUGAACAACUAUCAGAUUUACGAUGAGGUAGGUAAAGGCCGUUUUAGUACCGUCUACAAGGGGCGCCGAAAAAAAACAAUUGAGUACUAUGCAAUCUCCUCCAUUGACAAGUCCCGGCGGCAACGCGUACUCACAAACGUGCGUUUUCUUCGUUCCGCAGAUCACCGACGCAUGGUCAAGUUUCACAAUUGGUAUGAAACAAACAAUCACCUGUGGCUCAUCACGGAAUUGUGCGUUGGUGGCGACAUGCGACAGGUGUUAAACUGUCACAGCCGACUCUCUGGGCGGGCAGUGCAGAUGUUUGGCACUGACAUCGCGGAAGGCCUUAUGUACAUUCACUCCCGUGGUGUCGUUUACGGCGAUUUAAAACCGUCAAACAUUCUGAUGGACUCCACCAUGACAAUGCGGUUUUACGACUUUGGGUUGUCAUGCGACUUUAACGCCGUGCGUGGCGAGGGAACUGUAGGCACCCCGCUGUACAUGGCACCGGAACUGUUUACAAAGGGGGGUGUCCCAUCUAUGGCCUCCGAUCUUUGGUCAUUAGGCUGCCUCCUGUAUGAAUUCGGUGCCGGUAAACCGCCGUUUGACGGCUCAGACCUCGCCUCCCUUAUCACAAACAUUAUGAUGGAGCCCUUUCGCCGUCACGAGACUCUCUCAGAGGAGCUCAAUAGUUUAUUGGAGUUGCUUUUUGUAAAGGAUCCGCAACGACGCGCGUCAUGGAGCGAUGUUGUUGCACACGACUUCUGGGAGGGCAAGCUGCAGCUUCCCACGACUGCGUUUCCGCCUCAGCCCGCCUUUGAGAGCUGGAUGCAACGCAGAGCAGCUGCGGGUGCAAGCAGUCACUUGUCAAUGUCUGAAGAUGAAGUGAAGAGACACGUGGAGUGGGCCGUAGAGAAUGCCAAGCGUAAUCACACUAUUGUGCAGUUUGCCAGCGAAGGAGGGCCCUCAAAGUGUCCCACGAUAACGGAGGAAGUGGAUUUACAGGAUCAUAGUGCAAUGGCUGACGCAGCGGUUGAGGGCGCUGGCGCCGCAUCUCGCAUGGAUACUCAGGCAGACGGACGACAGCUGACGGCUGGGUCAACUGGCGUUGCUGUAGGUGCCACACCUUCUCAGUUUCUUCGCGAAAAGGAAGGCAUCCAGAGUGAAACUGGCGUUGAUGUGGCAAGCGAUAACCGUACCGCUGCCACCGAUGCCAGCAGCAUUGCAUGUGUCUCUGUGGGUGUGGACGGGUUAGAAAACUUAUACUUGGAUAAAUUAAUGAUGCACGCCUCUGACGCUCACAUUCGUCCACUCGUGAUGAACAGUCGCAUUGAACGGUUUGUUGAGCAAAAGUACGACCCCGGUACACUGGGAUUUGGACCCCCUACGAAGGCGGAGCUAAAGACUUUCAAUGAACAGCAGCAGUCUGACUUCAUUAAGAUGAUCUACCGAGCCCUUUCUUCUUCGUCACUGGGCUAUGAAGAGAAGUUAAAUGUUCUGUGCUAUUUUGAGACGGUCUGCAUGGAUGCACCGAUUGCAAAUUUUAUUGUGAAUAGCUCCAUCAUGGUGCUUUGUCUUAAGAUGGUGGCACAGCGGAAGGCGCCUUCGAACUACCGCGCCACGGCGGCCUCUAUCAUGGGUAUUCUCGUGCGUCACGCCACAUUUAUUCACACUGAUCUUGCCAAGGCGAACAUUCUCUCCUCCAUCAUUGAGGUCUACGGCGGUGAGGAUAGCCCCCGGGUGAAGCGUAAACUAGCAGCGUGUUUGGGGGAGCUUCUCAUUUACAUCGCCGUUCAGCGGGAACGCGAUCGAAAUGUUUGGGGGCUCAACCCCACCGCCACACUUAACGUAUACCUGUCUGUAUUGGGGGAUGCAGAUGACGUGCUGAGGCACUACGCUGUUAAAGCGAUUGAGAAUUUAGCGUCGGUGAGUGAUCCAACUGUUGCCCUCAAAAUCUUUGCAAAGCCUGAGGUGUUGACGGCGUUGUUGGCUGUUUAUGCGCUUCCACCCGCGUCUGGUCGCAGCGAGCACAUGCGAUCAAGUGCGGCGUGUGCGGCACUAAAGUUGUCCGCACUGAGGGAGGAUCUUAUACCGGUGGUCCUGGAGUCAUCACACCUGAAGUUGAGGUUGUACGGUGAGGUACUCGCGGAUGCGACGGCGCCGAAAACGGCGCAGUCGUUGUUGACAUUUAUUAACAUGGCGAUUGUAAAAAGUCUUGUGGCAGUACGGAACCCCAUUAUGGAACAGUGGGGAAAGGAAGCGGUAAACAUCUUUUCUAGCUCCCGUCUUUCGCGAGAACAGGGAACAGACCUCAUUGAACGUAUUAGCAGUGUCGCAGGGGCGGUGGUAAGCGGGCUAUGCACGGGAUGCGACUACGCCUCUGUCGCUGUGAAAGGCAAAAUGUUGUUGUACAUUGUCCUGCUAGGAUGCAUGGAUGAGAAACUGCUUUUGAGAUUUUUUUCGAAUAAGCUCAUUGGUUGCAUCGAUAGCGUUGUGCGGGACAAGGAUUCCUACGUGCAGCGGUGUGCAGCAAGCUUGACGUGCUACUUGGGGGCUUUUUUAGAGGCGCGCUUGGCGGCCAUGGCGGAGGGGUCCUCGUCUGGUGCCACUACCGCCACCUUGAAUGCGGCGUACAAUGUCUUGACUGCCAGAAAUCUUGGCAUGAUGGUGGAGUUACGUGAGAAUGUUUUUGUUAGUCUGGGUGCCUGUCUGGAGAAGGCAAUGUCGUCGCCACGGUAUGCGGCAUGUGAAGAAGAAUUGAACAAAAUAGUAGGACUUCUCACACAGAGCACUGAGCGUGUUCUGAAGCAUCGCCGUGCUUUGGUGAAUGAGCUAUUUCCGAUCUAUGUGCGUAUGCUGGGCGGUUCUGACGUUGAGCGUCGCUUCUCGGCUCUGCGUACGCUAAGUGCCUUUGUUGCACCCCUCGCUGAUGCAUCGGGUCUAGUACGUGAGGAGAAAAUUAUGGAAGCGGAGAAGUUGGACCAGUUGACGCGGGCCGUCGCGUCCUCGCUCCCGGAGUUACUGAAUGAAAACGAACCUAUUCCCAUUCUUGCCCUGCGUCUGCUUGCAACGUGUGGCGAGCGGCGGUCAAAGGCGUUUGCCAGCAUUGCCACAGUGGAAUUAGCAGGGGACCUGGUGCGCUAUAUGCUGCGCUCUAAGCAAGGCAAUCUCUCUGUGCCACUGCAGCUGCUGCUCUUUCUGGUGGUGCAAACAGAGCGGAUGGCGGAGAUCAUGGAUUAUUUGGCAACGCAAGAGUUUUUCACGUCAGUCCUUUUGAAGACGCUGACAAUGGCCGUGACAAAGGAUAUCGAUCACCUCCUGGAGCCUUGCUGUGAACUUUCCGCCUUUUUGUUAAAGCAUGCUGUGAACCACACAGUCUCUCCCAUAGCGCAGCAGUGCCUACUUCUUCUUCCACAACAAGGCAUGGAAUCCUUGUGGUUGCCACUUUGCGCCUCACCAGUGCGCUCAGCUGCUGAACAUGCCGCUGCAUGCGUGUGCUACUUUGUUCAUUUGUCACCGCUGGCCCAUUACGAUCUUCUAACGACAGAGAGUCUGACCCGCUUACGGGAAAUAAUCUCCGACACACGUGGCAAUCCCACCGUUGUGGUUUUUGUGCUUCGUGCCUUGCGGUACUCCUGCGAGCGCGGUCGCAAGCGCGACGUGCAGCGGGUAUCAGAGUGGCUCUCAACUGUACUGAGGGCCAUUGCACGCGAAGAGGACAACGACAGGGAGUUGUCUGCGGAGGCCACAGCCAUUAUGGAGCUCAUUGAUGCCUAG
Messenger RNA from Trypanosoma rangeli, 3756 nucleotides. Its product is annotated as putative protein kinase. The coding region runs from base 1 to 3756 and encodes 1251 amino acids. The record is from RefSeq and is a predicted model, not a curated record. NCBI's taxonomy places the organism in Eukaryota, Euglenozoa, Kinetoplastea, Trypanosomatida, Trypanosomatidae. Gene Ontology annotation, biological process: protein phosphorylation; phragmoplast assembly; cytokinesis by cell plate formation. The transcript has a single exon. Gene Ontology annotation, molecular function: protein kinase activity; microtubule binding; ATP binding.